Molecule: messenger RNA, 1512 nt
Organism: Nicotiana tabacum (common tobacco)
Lineage: Eukaryota; Viridiplantae; Streptophyta; Magnoliopsida; Solanales; Solanaceae
Source: RefSeq, a predicted model, not a curated record
AUGACCGACAAGUUCGUGACAGCCUAUGUCGGAGCUAAAAAGGCGGAGGCAAGAGUGAAUGAUAUAUUUGCCAUCAAACAAUCACCUGGAAAAGGACUAAGGGACUUUUUCGCUCGAUUCAACCGUGUAAGGAUGACCUUACCAAAUGUAUCAGAAGGCAUGACUGUAGAAACUUUCCAAAAUAGGUUAAACAAAAGUGGUUCGAGGGCGACUAGGAAGUUGCUGAGUCGGCUCGUGAAAUAUCCCCCAACCACUUGGGAUGAAAUAUACAAUUCUUAUUGCGCCAAAGUCCGUGCUAACGAAGACGACCUGAAUGGACCAACCCAACGGUUAACCUCAGUACAGGUCGAGCCUAGAAAAGAUCGAAGAAACGAUACAAGGGAUCUAGCAGUUCCACGACCCAACCGAGAAAGGCAUCAGCCAUAUACUAGAGGCGCCAUCAUGCCGCCCCCGUCUAAACCAAGGAUAGGGACUCACCGGAGCGAGAGGGGUAUGCCCCAUUUACUAUCUGCUCACAAUUUUUGUGUAUCACCUUCAGAAAUAGUCUACGCAUUGGAGAAUCUCGGCCCAAAAGUGAAGUGGCCACAGAAGAUGAGGUCCGACCCAAACACCAGAAAGUCGAACGCCUUCUGCGAAUUCCACCAGGAACGAGGUCAUAAAAUUGAGGAUUGCAUCGCCCUAAGGCAGAAGGUCGUGAACAUGCUUCACCAAGGGCACUUGAAAGAGUUGCUGAGCGACCUAGGAAGGUCCAACUUCUCCCGAGGACGUGAACAGCACCAGGGGCCGCCAAAACUACCUUCACGAACUCGCACCAUUCAAAUGAUCAUCGGGGGUGGCGAUGACGCAUCGAUCAACAGUUUAAAAUUCACCAUAACCCGAAAACGCAAACGGUCGAUCACUCAUGAACGGUACGAUGAACUCGAAGAAAGUAUCAUCUUCGAUAAGUCAGACACCCACGGUUUGGUUUUCCCUCACUAUGAUGUUCUUGUUAUCACGUUACGAAUAUUAGAUACAGAUGUGAGACGUAUUAUGGUGGACGAUGGGAGCGGCGCGUGCAUUAUCCACCCUCGAGUGCUUGCACAGAUGAAACUCGAGGAUAAGAUAGUGCAACACUGCAUCACACUAAUCGGUUUUAACAACGCAGUUGAACGAACAUCUAGAGAAAUCACACUCACCGUCCUGGCCGGCGGUGUCACUCUGGAAACCACAUUCCACAUCAUGGAUCAGGACACGGCGUAUAACACCAUAAUAGGUCGACCUUGGAUACACGCCAUGAAGGCCAUCCCCUCCAGCUUGUACCAGACAUGCCAGCGUGCUCAAGAAAGACAACGACCUCUUAUGGACAUCCGAGUGCGUUCAAUCCCUGAAGGAGUUAAAAGCCUAUCUAUCAUCGCCGUAGUUGUUUGCCAAAGCAGAACUUGGGGAACGUCUACUCGCCUACCUCGCCGUAUCCGAAGUAGCGGUGAGUGCAGUCCUGGCCUUGGCCUUGGUCAUAGCUUCACGAAAGCUUAG